Molecule: messenger RNA, 3432 nt
Organism: Osmerus eperlanus (European smelt)
Lineage: Eukaryota; Metazoa; Chordata; Actinopteri; Osmeriformes; Osmeridae
Gene: appl1
Product: adaptor protein, phosphotyrosine interaction, PH domain and leucine zipper containing 1
Exons: 22
Coding region: 138-2264 (708 amino acids)
Biological process (GO): signaling
Cellular component (GO): endosome membrane; cytoplasm
Molecular function (GO): protein binding
Source: RefSeq, a predicted model, not a curated record
UAUCCGCAUGUAGGAGGAGCUGUUUUGGGUGUUGUGGAUCUGUGUAAAAUCUGUGGGAGUGAGCGGAGCUUCUGUUCUAUUUUCCAAUUAGCUGAAUAUUGCUGUUUGUAUCGAUACGAUUUGAAACAGAAGUAGACAUGCCUGGAAUAGAUAAACUACCAAUAGAAGAAACAUUGGAAGACAGUCCGCAGACACGCUCAUUGCUGGGUGUCUUUGAGGAGGAUGCAGCUGCUAUAUCCAGCUACUCCCAACAGCUGUUCCAGGCCAUGCAGAGGAUCUACGAUGCUCAGAAUGAGCUGAGUGCUGCCACUCAUCUGACUUCCAAGCUCCUGAAGGAGUAUGAGAAGCAGCGUUUCCCCCUCGGGAGUGAUGACGAGGUUAUGAGCUCAACACUGCAGCAGUUUGCCAAAGUCAUAGACGAGCUCAGCUCCUGCCAUGCAGUCCUCUCCACGCAGCUGGCAGACGCCAUGAUGUUUCCCAUCGCCCAGUUUAAGGAGCGUGACCUGAAAGAGAUACUGACCCUGAAGGAAGUGUUCCAGAUAUCCAGUGACGAUCACGACACGGCCAUCACUCGAUACAGCCGUCUGUCUAAGAAGAGAGACAACGAGAAGGUGAGGAGCGAAGUGAUGGAGGACGUCUACACCUCCAGGAAGAAGCAACACCAGACCAUGAUGCACUACUUCACGGCCCUCAACACCCUCCAGUACAAGAAGAAGAUCGCUCUGCUGGAGCCCCUGCUGGGGUACAUGCAGGCCCAGAUCAGCUUCUUCAAGCUGGGCUCAGAGAACCUGACUCAGCAGUGGGAGGACUUCCUGGCCACCAUAGGAACCAGCGUUCAGAACGUCCGUAGAGAGAUGGACGGGGAGGUGGAUGUGAUGCAGCAGACCAUCCUGGAUAUGGAACAGUCCAGUGACCUGCUCUACAUGCCUGACCCCGACCCCAACCACGUCCCCAUCAACCGCAAUCUCACCCGCAAGGCCGGCUAUCUCAACACUCGCAAUAAAACCGGCCUGGUGUCCUCGACCUGGGACCGGCAGUACUUCUUCACCCAGGGAGGGAACCUCAUGAGCCAGUCUCGGGGAGCCGUGGCCGGGGGGCUGGUCAUGGACAUUGACAACUGCUCCGUCAUGGCCGUGGACUGUGAGGACCGCCGCUUCUGCUUCCAGAUCACCUCCUUCGACGGCAAGAAAGUGGCCAUCUUGCAGGCCGACAGCAGAAAGGACUGUGAGGAGUGGAUAACCACGAUCAACAACAUAUCCAAGAGGAUCUACCUGAGUGAGAACCCUGAGGAAAUCGCUGCAAGAGUCAACCAAUCAGCUCUGGAGGCUGUGACGCCGUCGCCCUCUUUUCAGCAGAGACACGAGAGCAUGCGACCAAGCACGAAGGGGCGAGCAGCCCGGACCAGCAGCGUGAGUUCGGCCGGGUCCGAGUCCCCCGCCCUCUCCUCCCUCUCCCUGGACUCCCUGGUGGCUCCGGACACGCCCAUCCAGUUUGACAUCAUCUCCCCCGUCAGCGAGGAGUACGCAGGCCAGGCCAAGAGCGCCGGGCAGGGCGGCAGAAGGACCAACCCGUUUGGGGAAUCUGGAGACACGCCCCCUGAGGACAGUGAAGACUCCAUCCUGCACCAGCUGUUCAUCGUCCGUUUCCUGGGCUCCAUGGAGGUGAAGGAGACGGAGCGUUCUGAUGUCAUCUACGAGACCAUGAGGCAGAUCCUGGCAGCCAGGGCCAUCCACAACAUCUUCAGGAUGACCGAGUCUCACCUGCUUGUCACCUGCGACUGCCUCAAGCUCAUCGAUCCUCAGACCCAGGUGACAAGGCUCAGGUUCCCUCUGUCCAGCGUGGUUCUGUGUGCGACCCACCAGGAGAACAAGCGUCUGUUUGGCUUUGUGCUCCAGACGCCGGGAGGCCGGGUGGACGGCCGGCCCGUCACCGUCUGCUACAUCUUCGAGUCCAACAACGAUGGCGAGAAGAUCUGUGACAGCGUGGGACUGGCCAAACAGAUCGCCUUCCACUCCGAGAUGGAUCGUAAAGCUGAGGAGAAGAAGAAGGAACAUGACAAGGCCAAGGAGAAACAGCAGGAAGAGCUGAGCAAACAGAAGCAGAUAGAGAAGGACCUGGAGGAGCAGAGCCGCUUAAUAGCUGCCUCCAGUCGCCCCAGCAACCCACCCGCCAAUGACGGACAAUUCCUGGUUCUCAGCAACAGCCAAUCGGAAGACAGUGACGCUGGAGACGAGGGGCGAAAGAAGGGAGAGUCCGAGGCUUGACCCAAACAGGCGAGGAUGUCAUGGGUGGGCCAGCCGGUGACUUUUACAGACCCUGCCUCUUCCGGUCCACCGUUUCGAACCCCAGCGCUUGUCUCUGGCACUAGGCUCCACUGGUGUCUCCCGUAGGAGCAGAAAGCGGAGCAGCUUUAUCACGGAGGGGGGGGGGGGAAGAAGGGAAAAAUAAAGUCGAUUCCCCCAACAAAAACACGAGAAAUGAACACAAAAGAAACCUGGUGUGGAUCCCCCCCCCCCCCCCCCCAUUUACUCAACGUGUAAAUCCUGUGUUUUAUAUCGGCUCCCGUAUGUAGACCAGAUAUAGAAUACGCUUUGAAGUUACUAAUUCUUUUAUUUUGUAAAUCUGCAUCCCAUACGUGACUAACUUGCAGUGUAUUCAUGAAGAAAUUGCACAUGUCAAUAACAGAUGUAUAAAGGACCUUUAUUUUUUGGUGUAUAGGUUUAACAAGCUACAACUUUCCAGGUCUAACAGCCUAGCAUGUGUGUAGGCUCUGGAGGUUGGGAGGGAGGUUCAGAGGGUGGGGUUGGGUCAAGGGGUCGUCUACUGGAAGUUAUCCAGGUUUAUCUUAAACGUGGGACACUGACUACACCAGUCUGGUUAUGGCCACCUACUUCUGUUCAUAAAAAAAAAAACUAAACAAAGAGUCAUCUUUUGUAAAUGUCACCUGCCGUUUCAGUCUGCACUCGCUGUGAGGUUGGGGGGGGGGGGGGGGUACCUCUUUGUGUCAAAGGUUUUUCUGGUUCUGCGUUAGGAAAUGAUAUUGCUUUUUAAUUAUGUUCAUGUACAAGCCUAUACCGUGUUGUCAAUGAAUCUUUUGAAGCACAACCUCAAUGUUUGGACAGUCUGGAGUGAACUUUGUUCUGGAUAUAAAAGCUCAAAGGAGAGUUACAGAAGAUUAACUUCAUCUUUGACUGGCACUUAGAGGCACAUGAGAAAAGGCAUUACAUUAUCACAAUAACAGACAACUUCAGUCAAGCCAUAGUAACAUGUGUAAAUGUUGUUGAAAUGAUGAAACGAAGCACAAAACAAUAACUUACAGUACGAUCAUAGCAUUAAUUCUCACAAAACUGAUCUGGUUGGUAUAUUUUUAUUAUGUUUUUAUGUGCACUUAUUUACUCUGUUAUGGAGAGUUCUCUGUGUGAAUGCAGUGGG